GCCAGAACCAAGAUUUGAAAAAUGAAAACCUUAACGGCUACUUUCUAAAAUUGAUAAACCCUUUCCGCCCAAACGAGAGCGUAACCGGCUUUACCUCCUCCACGCACUCUAUUGAGUUUUCUUCUUACAUUAUCCUUUCUGCUCUCUUUCUGAAUUUCAUCAUCUCUUUCCUCUCCGUUCCUCAAAUUCUCACUCGUUUCCUGCGUUUAUUUAUUCACUGAUCUGAUCACCCAUGGCCUCAUCGACAGAAGAUUCAGUUCAAGUUAGGGCAAAUUUGGGCUCUGAUUCACGUCGAAAAGUCCGAAUUGUGGCAAAAAUCAGGGAUUCCACUGAUUUAGAGGUCCAAUCCUCUAAUGGGUCUCCAGCAUGCCGGAUUUUUGUGCAGAAACCCGAGCCACAGUCAUCAGAAGGAGUGACGAUCUCGUUCACAGACCAGCCAACGACCAGUCGUAAAGAGUCGUACAAAUUAGACUACUGUUACGAUCAAAAUGAGGAUAUUGGAAAGAUGUUCUCAAGAGAGGUAAAGCCUCUUGUUUCCGGGAUUUUCCGUGGUUUAAACGCCUCUGUUCUUGCCUAUGGAGCUAAGGGUAGUGGGAAGACAUACACAAUUCAGGGUUCAAACGAAAAACCUGGAUUGGGGCCAUUAGCGAUGGAGGAAAUUCUUUCCAUUGCUGAAGAAACCGGAAGCUCAAUCACGAUGUCUUGGUACGAGGUUUAUCAGGACCAUGUCUACGACCUCUUGGAACCUAAACGACAAGAAGUCUUGGUUUUGGAAGGUGCUGGAGGGAGAAUCCAGCUCAAAGGGCUUUCUCAGAUUCCAGUGAAGUCAAUUUCAGAUUUUAAUAAAAUCUAUUUUCCUGCAUGCACUUCUCGCAAACCAGCACAGAAGCACACAAAUGACGUCCCACAUAAGAGCCAUAAGGGGCUAAUCAUUUAUGUUUCUGCUAAUGACAAAGAUUCCAAUACUAAUCUGGUAGGGAAGAUGAAUUUUGUGGAUUUGGCAGGUUUUGAGAGCACAAGGAUGAACAAGUCACUAUAUGCUUUACAGAAUGUUGUUCAUGCUUUAAAUGCCAAUGAACGUGUUCCAUACCGAGAAAGCAAACUCACCCGCAUGUUGCAAGAUACACUAGGUGGCACAAGCCAAAUUCUAAUGGUCACUUGUUUGAACCCAUACCCUUGCCAAGACACCAUUUACACAGUUAGUUUUGCUUCUCGAUCAUGCCAAGUUGGGAAGAUCUGCCUUGACACAAAACGGACCAUGACUGUGACAAGGUCAGCACUCUACUCUCCAAAAUCUGGGAGACCCUUAAGUCUUUCUUCCACUUCUGCAAAAAAGCACAACAUCUUGCAAUCGAAGUUUAUGGAAAAGAAGGCCAAUUUCGUGUCAUCAGAAAUGAAAGCAAGGAAACUUUUUGAUGGAGCAAAUCCUGCCAACAGUUCAGUGCAGGAAAGUUCUUCAUCAGACAUUGCUUCAUCUGUAAAGCAUUCCAUACAAGAGGAAAGCUGCUUAUCAGAAAUUUCUUCAGCAAUAGUGCCUCUUCCACUGCAAGAAGAGGAAGUUUCACUAACAAUUGCUUCCAAGGAAAUAGAACCUUUUCCAGAAAAUGAGGCUAUAUCCUUACAGAAUGAGUACAAGCAUCCUGAUAUUACCAGUGUGUCUGCAUGUGAUACAACAAUGCUGAUUGCUCCGGAAGAAGAAAAGGAGAACAACAGUGAUUCACCACCUUUAAGUGAAAGACUACGAGAAUUGUCAAACUCAUUGAAGUCUCUUUGCUCCUCAACACCACUUAGCAUAAAGAUGCCACAGGAAAGUAACAAUCCUUGCAACAGCCAGGUUUUUGUGGAUGUUAUGGAACCCAAAACCCCACGAACUGAACAGUGUCUUAGAUUUAACGAUAACCUGGAGCUAGCAAAUAUUGGGACACCACGGGGAAAAUUCAAUUUGUGCAGCUCUGGACUGAAGAAUUCCUUAGUUAGAGAAUACCUCAGGUUUCUAAAUACUGCUGACAAGGAAGAAUUGAAAGGGAUGAAGGGAAUUGGAGAGAAAAGGGCCAAUUACAUACUAGAACUUCGUGAUGAAUUACCAGAGCCCUUCAAAGAUUUAGAUGAUUUGAAAGACAUAGGCCUCUCCAAGAAGCAGAUAAAUCAAAUGAUGAAGAAAGUUGCUGGAGAUCUUUUCAGUUGACUUUGUAUAUAGAUAUUCUGUGUUGCUGUCAGGGAUCUUGAAUUCUAAUCGCUGGCAACUCAAUGUUGCCCUCACUAAAACAUAGAAUUUCUAGAACAUGUUUAUGCAUGAAAUGUUAUUUUCAGUGUCAAAAUGAUGUUCUUUCAUCAUCUUUUCAUUCACUUUUUUUUUUCCAAGAAAAAUUUGCUUGUUUCCUUUCUCUAUAUUUUUGUGGAGGAAUUAUUGUGAGAAUGGUGGGGCCCCUGAAAAGUUUAUAGAGUUGGACAUUUCUUUUAUGGUUU
Molecule: messenger RNA, 2466 nt
Organism: Nelumbo nucifera (sacred lotus)
Lineage: Eukaryota; Viridiplantae; Streptophyta; Magnoliopsida; Proteales; Nelumbonaceae
Product: ATP binding microtubule motor family protein
Biological process (GO): spindle elongation; microtubule-based movement; mitotic spindle organization
Cellular component (GO): microtubule associated complex
Molecular function (GO): ATP binding; microtubule motor activity; microtubule binding
Source: RefSeq, a predicted model, not a curated record